Molecule: messenger RNA, 927 nt
Organism: Nymphaea colorata (pocket water lily)
Lineage: Eukaryota; Viridiplantae; Streptophyta; Magnoliopsida; Nymphaeales; Nymphaeaceae
Product: meiotic nuclear division protein 1 homolog
Exons: 10
Coding region: 137-772 (211 amino acids)
Biological process (GO): reciprocal meiotic recombination
Cellular component (GO): nucleus
Molecular function (GO): double-stranded DNA binding
Source: RefSeq, a predicted model, not a curated record
CCGAAACGGAUGCCGAAUCUGGGUCUGAGGUCCAUCCGGGCCCCAUUUUUUUGUUGGCCCAUCCUCCAAAUCACAAGGCCGAGCGAAAUUUCCCGCUCGCUUUCCUCUCUCUACCUGUCUGGGAAAUUCUGAAAAUAUGUCGAAGAAGCGAGGUCUAUCAUUGGAAGAGAAGCGUGAGCAUAUCCUUCAGAUCUUCUAUGAGUCGCAUGAUUUUUUCCUGCUCAGAGAACUUGAGAAACUAGGUCCUAAGAAAGGCGUUGUUAGCCAGACUGUGAAAGAUGUGGUCCAGAGUUUAGUGGACGAUGACCUUGUGCUGAAAGACAAGAUUGGAAGUUCUGUUUACUUCUGGAGCCUACCUAGUUGUGCAGGAAACCAGCUACGGAAUACACAUUAUAAGCUGGAAGCUGAUAUCAAAGCUAGUAAGAAGCGUCUUGCUGAGCUCGUUGAAUUGAGAGAGAACCUAAAGAAAGGCAGGGAGGACUCAGAUGAAAGGAACAGUGCUCUUGAGGAGAUGAAGAUUGUAGAACGGAAAUACAAUGCACUUAAGGAUGAAAUGGAGCUCUAUGCUGACAAUGACCCAGCCACCCUUGAUGCAAUGAAAAGUGCUACUGAAAUUGCAGUUUCUGCAACAAAUAGAUGGACAGACAACAUUUUUACAGUGCAACACUGGUGCUCGCAAAAUUUUCCUCAAGCAAGGGAACAACUUGGACAUUUAUAUGGAGAGGUUGGAAUUACAGAAGAUCUAGACUACAUAGAGCCAUCAAAAGUCUGAAAUACAGGUUGUCUAUGCUGUAGAUAUUUAGUCUGGCCUAUUCGAGGUAAAAGUAUACUUUAGAAGUGUAAUUGAUGCCUUGUAGAAAUUUUUCACUUGGAAAUUACACAUUUAUCUGAAAAUGUUCAACGUGAAGAAAUUUCGAUCUCUGAGUC